AUGAAGCUGUUUUUGAAUGAAUUUAUCACUGUGUUCUGUGUUGGAUGUGGAAUUGUUGCAGGGAAGGUGAUUCAGAGAGGCUUAGAAAUUACUGGAAAAGUUGUUUCUCCAUUAACAGAGACAAGCUACAAGGUGUCUCCUGUCGAAGAGAAAGUCUUGCAUCUUUCACAGUCAUGUAUUGGUGAAGUGAAGAAGGGAAAGGAGGAAACAGUGGUUGUGUAUGCAAAGAUUGAUAACCAAAAGCAUGUGAUUGCACACCUUAGUGCUGAUAAGUUCCCUCAGAUAUCUCAUGAUCUGGUGUUCGAGAAGGAAUUUGAGCUAUCUCACAGCUCAAAGAAUGGAAUCAUCUACUUCACUGGAUAUAUGUCUAUCCUUUCAGAAUAUGAUGAUGAAGGUGGUUUUCCUACUGAUUCUGAUGAUGAUGAUAUCCAUGUUGAGGAUUUACCUGUUGACAUUAAGGAGAAUGGAAAGGCUGCCAAACCUGAUGCUUCUGCAGCCAAGAAAGUGUAGGUUGUUGACCCCAAGGCUGAUGAUGAGGAUGAUUCUGAUGAAUCUGAUUCUG
This is a messenger RNA of Papaver somniferum (opium poppy), 562 nucleotides long. Its product is annotated as histone deacetylase HDT1-like. Lineage: Eukaryota; Viridiplantae; Streptophyta; Magnoliopsida; Ranunculales; Papaveraceae. The transcript is spliced from 3 exons. The coding region runs from base 1 to 510 and encodes 169 amino acids. The record is from RefSeq and is a predicted model, not a curated record.